This is a messenger RNA of Drosophila hydei, 1528 nucleotides long. RefSeq names its product lipid droplet-associated hydrolase (gene sturkopf). Gene Ontology annotation, biological process: lipid storage. The transcript is spliced from 2 exons. Gene Ontology annotation, cellular component: lipid droplet. Lineage: Eukaryota; Metazoa; Arthropoda; Insecta; Diptera; Drosophilidae. The record is from RefSeq and is a predicted model, not a curated record. Gene Ontology annotation, molecular function: lipase activity. The coding region runs from base 419 to 1354 and encodes 311 amino acids.
UUACGCUACGCUAAAUUGUGCAAAAUUGUAUUAGUGUGGAGUCAAACCUUUUUAUUCUUGAACUGUUUAACUAGUCACAUACGUGUGCAUAUACAUAUAUAUAUAUCGGAGAGUGGACAUGCCUAUUUUCCAUAAUAGCGAAUUACACCGGCAACUGAGUCUGAUGUCUGAACUCUGCCCUUUUGCGCAAUUAGACUUGGAAUAAAAGCUUAACACGAAUCUCAGACAUUAAUUCGGUGUUCAUAAUACUGGAUAAAGCGCGCAAUUGAAAAUUCAAAACUUCGUAACGGCUGUUUGGGCGAUCUAGCGCCAAAACCCAAACCGGUUACUUUAAAUUGGUCAGCUUAAAAAUUCGAGUUGGAAGUGAGAAAGUGAAAACUCAUUGAUUUUCAUUGAAUUUCUGCCACGCUAACACACAAUGCAGGAAGCGUACGUGAAUAUCAAUAACAUACCCACACACAUCAUAACGUGGGGUAAGUGGAUUGAGGAGUCUUUAAAUGACGUUAAGGAGGUAGUUGUUUGCAUAACGGGCAAUCCGGGACUGCCAGGGUUCUACACAGAAUUCGGUGGUGCGCUGCAGCAAGAGUUGGGCCUAGAUGGUCACAAUUUGCCAGUCUGGGUGAUAGGUCACGCUGGACAUGAUGAUCCUCCAGAGGCGAGCAUUCGGGAGGUACCGCAGCUCAGUGGCAAUGCUGAGCUAUUUAAUCUCAAAGGACAAAUUGAUCACAAGAUAGACUUUAUAAAGAGGUAUGUGCCUCGACAUGUGAAAAUACAUCUGAUUGGGCAUUCGAUUGGAGCCUGGAUGAUACUGCAGCUGCUCAAAGAACCGGAGAUACGGAAUCGCAUCAAGAAGUCCUAUUUGUUGUUCCCCACCGUAGAACGUAUGAUGGAAUCGCCCAAUGGCUGGGUAUUCACCAAAGUGGCUAUGCCCCUUUAUUCUGUGUUUGGCUACGUCUUUUUUAACUCGUUCAAUUGGCUGCCCGCUUGGAUACGCAUCUUUUUGAUACAAAUCUACUUUUGGAUAUUUGCCAUACCCAAUCAUUUCGUUGGAACGGCUCUGAAGUACACCAAGCCUUCAGUGGCGGAGAAAGUGGUGUUUCUGGCCGAUGACGAAAUGGCUCGUGUUAGUGUUUUGCAACGUGACAUAAUCGAAGAGAAUUUGCAUCUGCUAAAAUUCUACUACGGCACCACCGACGGCUGGGUUCCGGUCAAAUACUACAAUCAACUCAAGUUGGUUUUCCCUCAAGUGGACGCACAGCUGGACAACAUGAAUAUCGCCCAUGCAUUCGUUCUACGUCAUUCCAAGCCCAUGGCUAACAUUGUCAGUAAUAUGAUAAAACAGCAUCUGCAAUAGGGCUAACUUCUAGGGGGCCUUCUAGCCAAUUGUUGCCUAAUCUUAAUAUUAUAUGCGAAUAUUUGCAAACUCUCUUUCUUUACGUAGUGAUUUUAGAGUCCUUAUGGUAAUAGGUACAAUUUUAUAUGUAUAUCAAAGUCUAUGACACAAUAAAGACAAGGUUUUGUACGAGUA